This is a messenger RNA of Acanthopagrus latus (yellowfin seabream), 545 nucleotides long. It is a transcript of the gene gtf2h5, whose product is annotated as general transcription factor IIH, polypeptide 5. Gene Ontology annotation, biological process: nucleotide-excision repair; nucleotide-excision repair, preincision complex assembly; transcription by RNA polymerase II. The coding region runs from base 67 to 384 and encodes 105 amino acids. Gene Ontology annotation, cellular component: transcription factor TFIIH core complex; transcription factor TFIIH holo complex. Lineage: Eukaryota; Metazoa; Chordata; Actinopteri; Spariformes; Sparidae. The record is from RefSeq and is a predicted model, not a curated record. The transcript has 3 exons.
ACAAUUUUGUGCCGCUGGAAAUUGUCCCUCGGUGCGCACCGUACGUCGUCCCACGUCUAGCUUGAAAUGCUAUUAAAAGUUAGCAAAGGAAACAACUGCGCCCAUCAGGUUUUGAUAUAUAUAUAUAUUUUUUACCUCAAUCGACUGCUGUUCUCUGUACCUGACAACAUGGUGAACGUACACAAAGGUGUCCUUGUUGAAUGUGAUCCUGCCAUGAAACAGUUCCUCCUCUUCCUGGAUGAAAAGAUGGCCCUGGGGAAGAAGUUCAUCCUCAAGGAUCUUGACGACACGCACGUCUUCAUCCUUCAAGAGGUGGUCCAAACCCUACAGGAGAGAGUUGGCGAGUUAAUGGACCAGAAUUCAUUCCCCAUCACGCAGAAAUAACACUCGAAGCGUUUUCUUUUUGGAUUGUGUUUGAGUCUUACAGUGGACAUGGUUUGCAAUAUUUGUGACUGCAGACUAUUAAGGAUCAUAUGGAGUGUUCACUUUCUUGAGUUCAAUGUGAAAAAAGCUUUUGUUAAAAAAUAAAAAGUUGGUUUAAAGUA